ACAUUCUCUAAUUUCUCUGUCUGGCACGCGCCCUGUCUCUCUAAUUUCUCUAUCCGGCACGCUCUCUCUCUCUCUCUCUCUCUCUGCGAUCUGCUCCAAGCAGCUCCUCCAACAUGCUGGCACGCUUAGCCGCGAAUCGCUUCAACGAGAUCCGUCACAUUUUCCGUCAGCCUUCGAGGGCUUUCUCAACCGCUCUGAACUACCACCUUGACUCACCGGACAACAACCCUAACCUUCCAUGGGAAUUCACCGAACCCAACAAAGCAAAGGUUACGGAGAUUUUAUCUCACUAUCCUUCCAACUAUAAGCAAUCUGCAGUGAUUCCUCUUUUGGAUCUUGCUCAGCAGCAGCAUGGCGGUUGGCUCCCUGUUUCUGCAAUGAAUGCGGUAGCAAAUAUUAUAGAGGUUCCUCCUAUACGGGUCUAUGAGGUUGCUACAUUUUACUCCAUGUUCAAUCGAGCCAAGGUUGGGAAGUACCAUCUGUUGGUUUGUGGAACGACACCUUGUAUGAUACGCGGUUCGCGAGGAAUUGAAGAAGCCUUAUUGAAACACUUGGGAGUGAAGCGCAAUGAAGUAACACCAGACGGUUUGUUUUCUGUUGGAGAAAUGGAAUGCAUGGGAUGCUGUGUGAAUGCUCCUAUGAUUACAGUGGCCGAUUAUUCAAAUGGAUCAGAGGGAUACACAUAUAAUUACUAUGAAGAUGUAACCCCAGAGAAAGUAGUUGAGAUAGUAGAAAAGCUGAGAAAGGGUGAGAAGCCACCGCACGGCACGCAAAAUCCCCUACGGAUUAGGAGUGGACCUGAAGGAGGGAAUACUACUUUGUUAGGUGAGCCCAAGCCUCCUCCCUGCCGUGACCUGGAUGCCUGCUGAAGUGUGAUACGUUUUGCCUUCAAUAAUGUAUGGCUUGCACGUUUUCGAGCUUGCCUUAAAUGAAACAUUGUCAGAUUGUUAGAUGCUCAACCAAUUUUUGUAUUAGCAACCUGCCUGGAUGGCUUACGCUAAAAAAAGUGUCAUAAACGCCAUCAGAUUCUUGAUUGUUUAUUACUUUCCGAGCGUAUCUAUGCUAUGCUUUUUCUGUACUCUGUACAUUAAUCAUCAUGAAUGAAAUUUGAGAUUCCGAUGUUAAGAAGUGAAUCUCGUUAGGA
Molecule: messenger RNA, 1144 nt
Organism: Vigna angularis (adzuki bean)
Lineage: Eukaryota; Viridiplantae; Streptophyta; Magnoliopsida; Fabales; Fabaceae
Product: NADH dehydrogenase [ubiquinone] flavoprotein 2, mitochondrial
Exons: 10
Coding region: 114-869 (251 amino acids)
Biological process (GO): mitochondrial electron transport, NADH to ubiquinone
Molecular function (GO): NADH dehydrogenase activity
Source: RefSeq, a predicted model, not a curated record